Messenger RNA from Paraglomus occultum, 489 nucleotides. The record is from the annotation of a GenBank genome assembly. NCBI's taxonomy places the organism in Eukaryota, Fungi, Glomeromycota, Glomeromycetes, Paraglomerales, Paraglomeraceae.
AUGUCCACUCUCCGCACUUACCGUCUUCUGUCAGUUGUAUCCCGUACUCCAUCAUAUUCUCGCUUUUAUGCAAGUUCAGCUUCUACAAGUGGAGUCUCGCACGGCGAAGAACAUCAAGAGCCGCCGAAUGAGGAGCUGCCAAAAGAAGGCUUUACGGGCAAAGCCUGGAGGAAUUCGUUGAUAUUGGUAGCUAUUGGAAUUGUGUGGUAUAAUGUUGAUAAAUACUUUGUGCGGAGUCGUGAGAGUAAACAUCCAAUCACCGCGUGGAUAGAAUCGGCUAUGAUUCCAGAAACAGAGAACAUACGACGAUCGAGCGAACAUACAUCUCUAGUAAAGGAGGAAGCUAAGGAUAAGAGGUUGUUUGGAGAAGCACAACUGCCACCAAUCUACCGUUUCAGAUUCCCAGAGCAGUUUGACAAAGCUAGUCCUUUCAUGAAGGAAUUGGGGAACGAAGUUGAUCUAUCCGAUUUGGUUGUUAGGAAUGAUUAA